Messenger RNA from Tilletiaria anomala UBC 951, 5391 nucleotides. RefSeq names its product putative RPO21-DNA-directed RNA polymerase II, 215 kd subunit. Gene Ontology annotation, cellular component: RNA polymerase II, core complex. The transcript is spliced from 5 exons. Gene Ontology annotation, molecular function: DNA binding. Gene Ontology annotation, biological process: transcription by RNA polymerase II. NCBI's taxonomy places the organism in Eukaryota, Fungi, Basidiomycota, Exobasidiomycetes, Georgefischeriales, Tilletiariaceae. The coding region runs from base 1 to 5391 and encodes 1796 amino acids. The record is from RefSeq and is a predicted model, not a curated record.
AUGCCGUCUGGUGUGUCUUUCGCCGAUUCGCCGGCGCCAGUGCGGCCGGUGAGGGAAGUGCAGUUCGGUAUCAUGAGUCCUGAGGAAAUCCGCGCCAUCUCGGUCAUGAAGGUCGAGUACCCCGAAACUCUCGACGAGACGGGGCGGACUCGUGUCGGCGGGCUGAUGGAUCCCCGCAUGGGCACCAUCGACCGCACGCAAAAGUGCCAGACCUGUGGUGAAGGCAUGGCCGAGUGUCCUGGUCACUUUGCUCACAUCGACCUUGCACGACCGGUCUUCCACAUCGGUUUCCUUGGCAAAGUCAAGAAACUGCUAGAGAUCGUCUGCACUCACUGCGGAAAAGUAAAAGCGGACGCGACGAGCGACCCUGUCUUUGACCAGAUCCUCAAGCGCACGCGCGGCAGCAGAAAGCGGCGGUUCCAAGAGGUGUGGGACUACUGUAGCAAGAUCCCCAUCUGCCAAGCCGACGAUCCAAAGGAGGAGGAUGACAUGAACUUUGGGGACGAUGCUGCAGACAACAAGGCCGGGCAUGGUGGAUGUGGGCACGAGCAGCCAGCCAUUCGCAAAGAGGGUCUCAAGCUCUUUCAGGUGUGGAAGCGGGGCAAGGACGACGAGGAUGCAGAGGGAGAGGGCUCCAAGAGCGCUCAGCCGGACAAGCGUCCACUGACGGCGAUGGAAGCACACUCGAUCUUGCGAAAAAUGUCGUCCGAGGACAUCGCUGUCGUUGGUCUGUCGGAAGAGUUCGCACGCCCAGACUGGAUGAUCCUCACAGUCUUGCCGGUGCCGCCGCCUCAGGUUCGACCUGGUGUCACAGAGGGCGGCCAGGGGACACAACAGGCGCAAGACGACUUGACAUACAAACUGGCCGAGAUUAUCAAGUCCAACGUCAAUGUGCGCAAGUUCGAGGAGGAGGGUGCGCCAGCGCACAUCAUCAGCGAGUUCGAACAGCUGCUGCAGUUCCACAUUGCCACGUACAUGGACAACGACAUUGCUGGCAUGCCUCAGGCGAUGCAGAAGAGCGGUAGGCCCGUCAAGGCUAUUCGUGCUCGAUUAAAGGGAAAAGAGGGCCGCCUGAGAGGGAACUUGAUGGGCAAGCGUGUCGACUUUUCUGCCCGUACCGUCAUCACGGGUGAUCCCAAUCUGGAGUUGGACGAGGUCGGAGUGCCGAAGAGCAUCGCCCGCAACCUCACCUACCCGGAGCGAGUGACGCCAUACAAUAUCAACUACCUCCAGCAGCUCGUCCGCAACGGGCCGACCGAGUGGCCAGGUGCACGCUAUGUUGUCCGUGACACCGGCGAGCGGAUAGAUCUUAAGUACGGUCGGAGAUCGGACAUGACGCUUCAGUUUGGCUGGAUCGUCGAGCGCCACCUCAAAGAUGGGGACUUUGUCCUCUUCAAUCGCCAGCCGUCACUGCACAAGAUGUCGAUGAUGUGCCAUCGCGUUAAGCUGAUGGAUUUUUCUACCUUCCGUCUGAACCUCUCCGUUACGCCGCCGUACAAUGCCGAUUUCGACGGUGACGAGAUGAACUUGCACGUUCCGCAGAGCGAAGAGACGCGCGCGGAGCUCAGCCAGAUCGCUUGGGUCGCCAAGAACAUCGUCUCUCCACAGGGCAACAAGCCGGUCAUGGGCAUUGUGCAGGACACCUUGUGCGGUAUCCGCAAGUUCACGCUGCGCGACUGUCUGCUAGACUAUGAUCAGGUGCAGAACAUCCUCCUCUGGGUGCCCGAAUGGGAUGGUCUCUUUCCGACACCAUGCAUCCUUAAGCCGAAGCCAUACUGGUCUGGGAAGCAGAUCAUAUCGAUGUGCAUCCCCAGAGGUGUCAACGUCAGCUUGGGCGACCGCAUCACGCCGGAAAAGAAUAACGCCAAGGAUGACGGCGUGGAAAUUGACAACGGCGAGAUCAUGUACGGCGUCGUCAAGAAGAACGUCGUUGGGUCCUCCGCUGGGGGUCUCAUCCACAUCAUCUUCCGCGAGAAGGGGCCGGAGAUCUGCAGAGAUUUCUUUGGCGGCGCUCAGAGGGUCGUCAACUUCUGGCUACUUCACAACGGCUUCAGCAUCGGCAUUGGUGAUACGGUCGCUGAUGCCGCAGUCGCCAAGUAUAUCACUGAGACGAUCGCGACUGCGAAGCGCGAAGUCGAGCAGUUCAUCGAUGACGCGCGUUUCGAUCGCAUGAAGCCAGAGCCGGGUAUGACAAUCCGAGAGUCUUUUGAGACUAAAGUCAACCGAACGCUCAACAAGGCACGUGACGAUGUUGGUAGCAGAGCAGAGAAAGAGCUGCCGGACUGGAACAACGUGAAGCAGAUGGUCAUUGCGGGAAGUAAAGGAUCUUUCAUCAACAUCUCGCAAAUGUCUGCCUGCGUCGGGCAACAGUCCGUUGAGGGCAAGCGUAUUCCGUUUGGCUUCCGCCAUCGCAGUCUACCGCACUUCUCCAAGGACGACUUUUCGCCCGAGUCCCGAGGCUUUGUCGAGAACUCUUACCUUCGGGGGUUAACUCCACAUGAGUUCUUCUUCCACGCCAUGGCCGGGCGUGAGGGUUUGAUCGACACGGCUGUCAAAACUGCCGAGACGGGAUACAUCCAGCGUCGUCUCGUCAAGGCUCUUGAAGAUGUAAUGGUCCAUUAUGAUGGCACCGUGCGCAACUCGACGAACAAGAUCAUCCAGUUCAUCUACGGUGAAGAUGGCAUGGAUGGCGCGAUGAUCGAGCGGCAGUUCUUGCUCACGCACAAGCUUAACGAUGCUGAGUUCCGCGCUCGAUUCAAGGUCGACCUGCACAAAGGCGGCUUCCGGAAAGGUCGCUUGCAAGCUGGCCUGGCGGACUGGUCGCAAGAUCUGCAGACGAUGCUCGACGACGAAUUUACUCAGCUUGAGGAAGACCGUCGGUUGCUGCGUUUCGAGAUGUUCAACACGAACCGCAAUGAUGUCAUGCUGCCGCUCAAUAUUGCGCGCUUGGUCACCAACGCCAAACAAGUUUUCGUUGUCGACAGCAGCCAGCCCACUGAUGUUGGGCCGGCACACAUCAUCGCUUCUGUUCGCGAAGUCCUCGAGGAUCUGACGGUCAUCCGUGGAGAUGACUCGAUCAGUCGUACUGCGCAGGAGAACGCCACGUUACUUUUCAAAGUACACCUGCGGUCGUACCUUGCUUCGAAACAUGUCAUCGAAGUCCUGGGUCUCAACAAGGAGUCUUUCGAUUGGGUGAUCGGCGAAGUCCGAGAGCAGUUCUCUAUGUCCGUGGCCAACCCAGGCGAGAUGUGCGGGACGCUGGCCGCGCAGUCGAUUGGAGAGCCUGCAACACAAAUGACGCUCAACACGUUCCAUUACGCUGGUGUAUCGAGCAAGAACGUCACGCUCGGUGUUCCGCGUCUCAAGGAGAUCAUCAACUGCGCAGAGAAUAUUCGUACCCCAUCUGUUCUAGUGUACUUGCGUGAACAGUACAGUCAAACCGAGGAGAGCGCCAAGAUCAUCCAGACCUACUUAACACACACCACGCUCCAGACCGUCACUAGUGCCGUCGAGAUUCACUAUGAUCCGAACCCGGUCGGCACCCUCAUUGAGGACGACAAAGACUUUGUUGACGCCUUCUUCGCCAUCCCGGAUGAAGAGGUCGAACAGACAUUGGACAAGCAGUCUCCAUGGCUGUUGCGUCUUGUACUGGACAGAGCCCAGAUGCUUGACAAGAAUCUGUCGAUGGCAGAAGUUGCAGGCAAGAUUCAGGCUAUGUUCGGCCAAGACAUUUUCGUCAUGCAUUCGGAAGACAACGCGGAGCAGCUUGUUCUACGUAUUCGCGUGGUCAACAAUGAUACGGAGAAAGAGCCUCUAGGAGACGAAGACACGUUCCUUAAGAACCUUGCAGCGAACAUGCUGACCGAGAUCGAUCUCAAGGGUGUGCAAGGCAUCAAGAAGGUCUUCAUCGUCAAGCACGAGAAGGAGCACCAACGUAUUAACCUGAAGACUGGUGAAUGGGAGCCUGUCCUCGAAUGGGUACUGGAUACGCAAGGUACCAAUUUAAAGGAGGUGUUAGCUGUGGAAGGUGUUGAUACCGUGCGCACGGUCUCGAACAACUGCGUCGAGAUCUUCAAUGUCUUCGGCAUCGAGGCAGCGCGUAACUCUUUACUGCGGGAGAUGAGAAUGGUCAUCGAGUUUGGCGGCUCGUACGUGAACUACCGCCACAUUGGUUUGCUGGUGGACAUCAUGACCACACAAGGCAAGCUCAUGGCUAUCACACGCCACGGCAUUAACCGCACGGACCAAGGCGCCCUGAUGCGCUCUUCCUUCGAAGAAACUGUUGAGAUUUUGAUCGAGGCGGCUGCAAUGGGCGAAGCAGAUGACUGCAAGGGUGUUGCUGAGAACGUCCUCCUUGGACAGAUGGCGCCUAUGGGCACUGGCUCAUUCGACGUUACUCUGAAUAUGCGGAUGCUGCAAGAAGUCAUUGUCGAUCAUCGUUUGCCGAUGCAGGCCUUAAUGGCAUCCAGAAUUGAUCAUUUCGGAGACAAGACCCCCAUCGGCAUGAUGACACCGUACGACGGCAUGUCACCGAUGGCGCAAGCCGAAGCGCAGGCACAUGAUGUGGCAGCCUUCUCGCCCCUUGUCAAUCCGACAAAUGAAGAGAAUGCGUUCGUCGAUUACUUGGGACAAGGAAUUUCGCCGAUGCGAUCAUCCAUCGGGGGCAUGUCUCCAGGUACUCAUCUAGGAGCGGUAUCGCCGGCGUAUGGCUAUGCCCCGACAUCUCCAGCAGCGUAUUUGACGAGUCCUGGGGCAGCUUUAGCGAGCCCAAUGUACCAGUCGCAUGCAGCUUCUUAUUCGCCAACUUCACCGAAGCUCAAUUUUGGUACCUCACCUGGGUACAGCCCAGCGUCGCCUGGCUUCAGUCCGGCAUCUCCGUCGUAUUCACCAACGUCGCCACGGGGCUACUCGCCAGCGUCUCCACAAUACUCGCCGGCCUCACCGUCCUACUCACCUGCAAGCCCCUCAUACUCGCCCACGAGUCCAGCACGCGGCGGGAAGCCAUCGGGCGCAGGGUACAGCCCUGCGAGCCCAGCUUACAGCCCGGCCAGCCCCGCGUAUUCGCCAGCAAGUCCAGCAUAUUCUCCCGCCAGUCCCGCGUACUCGCCUGCGAGCCCGGCCUACUCUCCGGCUAGUCCAGCCUACUCGCCCGCUAGUCCGUCGUACUCGCCAGCCUCGCCACAGUACUCUCCAACGUCGCCAAAGUAUAGUCCGGCGAGCCCACAAUACAGCCCUACCUCGCCCGCUGGUCAGCAACCUACUUCUCCACAAUAUAGUCCUGCAUCGCCCGGCGCAGCAGCCACCAAUGGAGCCAACGGAAGCAGAGGAGGCGUACCUCCAAGAAGAUCCAAUUUCACCUCCAAGAGCAUGUAUCUUGAUCGUGAUCAGUAA